Meyerozyma guilliermondii ATCC 6260 is the source of this 3477-nucleotide messenger RNA. RefSeq lists its product as uncharacterized. Bases 1 to 3477 code for a protein of 1158 amino acids. Lineage: Eukaryota; Fungi; Ascomycota; Pichiomycetes; Serinales; Debaryomycetaceae. The transcript has a single exon. Gene Ontology annotation, cellular component: nucleolus. The record is from RefSeq and is a predicted model, not a curated record. Gene Ontology annotation, biological process: ribosome biogenesis.
AUGACAAAGGCACUUGAAGUCUCUACUUUUUUUAUUAGUUCCUAUUCUUCUGUGAUUCUGUAUUACUCUUACCCCGUAGCCCCUUCUGGCUCUAUUGUCGUUUCUUAUUUUUUAUUCCAUUUCUCACUCUUAGUUCACUUCUCAUCGCAUCGCAUCGCAUCUUUCACGAUGAACACCUCUCAGGAGCUCACCCGCUUUUUGAGAGGAAAAGGUGGCUCGCUACACGAAAAGAUAGCUCUUUGCAAUCAGCUAGUGCAAGAUCAACUCGAUGUAUAUCUUCCUUUCAAGGAAGUUUUCGUUCUUGAGCUUGCUUGUGACAGACUCAAUGACAACAAGAAGGAAUACACAAACUGGAAAUUGGCACCAGAAGUUUGGGAUUUGUUGACACAUAUAGUUUCAAAGUACCCUGAAUCUUCUUCCAGAUCAUUAAAAAGACUCAGAUUUGUGGAAUCGAUCAUCACUAUUAUAGAACAAGGUGCUCCAGAAAUCAUCACCAAUACACUUCCUGUCGCCAACUUUCUUCUAGACCACUCCAUAAUGACAGCAGAUGCAAACAGCACCCAAUUGAUGCUAGCACUUGUUUUGAAUGCUGUGAACACCAAAAAAAUUGUCGACAGCAAAGUUCUUUCCACAAUCACAAAAAUAUACCAUUUACCAAGACGAUCAGCCAGAUAUAAACCCGCAAAGAAAACCACCUCCCAAUUCUUUGAGUCUUGCUUAGUACCACUUUUGAGGUACCUCACGUCAAACCAAAAAGAUGAUAACUAUGACCAACUUCAUCAAAUUUUCAUUUCUGGCACCUUCUCCAAAGACUCCACGCUGCUGCUCAAGGAAAACAUUGGUCGGCUCGUAAAAUCGCUCAAUCUCAAAGAUGACAACACAGACUCCAUCAAAUACUUAUUCCACUACGUUGUGGCACGCUCAUCCAAAGAUAUAAAGCUAUGUGAAGAGAUCUUUUUGGUUCUUACGGAGAACCAAAAGUCAUUGACAAAUACCCUUCUCGAAACCUUAUCCGGUGCCAACCGGGUUCUCUCGUCCUCAUUUUUCGAGACUUUGUACUCGGAACACAAACAGAACCAUCAACUUGUGGGAUCAUUGAUUGAUUUGGAUGCAAGUUUAGGAGUGAAACAUGCGGCCGAAAUUGCAUCAUCCCUCACAGAAUCUGACGAAAUACUAUUGGGGAAGUUAUUCAAUGCUUUCAUACGAGUACGUGAUUACUCCUCAUUCUUUCUUGACAUCUGGUUGAGCAACGCAGACAACGGUGGAGUUUGGCAAUCUCCAAGUGUCAUCGAUAUCGUUGCAUCAAAAGUUCCCGGAUUGACCUUGAAGUCUCUACUAGAAGUCUUGAAUGAAGUGUUGAAAAACCACGUUCAGUCACUGUAUUCUGUUCUCUUGAUAUCAAUACUAAAGGGCCUUUUAAACUGUGAUGAUUCUCGUCGCAAUGCUAUGAGAGAACAAAUUGUCAAUUCAAAUCUACCAAAUUCACAGGAUUGGAAAGUGAGAUUCUACUGCUCCAUUCUCUACGGUGACGAUGGUAAAAUUGAUUCGAAAGCAGACUAUAAUGACAUCUACUUUUUUUACACCAGGUUCCGUCACAUCGAACUAGGAAAUACCACGGACUCAUGUUCCACCAAAUUCAUUGAACUCAUCAAAAAACUUCCAAAGGAUGAACAAGAGAAGCAUCUUUUUACAGUUUACAGAAGAUGGCCCAAAAUACUAGCUCGUCAUUUUGAGCCAGAGAACCUUGAAGAAUUACUCGAUCUUUUUCUUGAGGUAGAUGGUCAUAUUGAAUACUUUGAAAAGGAGGCUGAAGUAUUCUUUGAAGAGAAGAGACUCAACAGACUGUUGGUAGCUUGCUUGAUAAAGAAGUUGAAGAAACAUCCAAAGGAAAAUAUGUUCAAAUUGGGAACUGCUAUACCUUCCGCGUGCUUUGAGAGACACGAAAGACGCACCAUAAUUGAAAACUUGGUAAGCUCACCAAAUUCAGAAGACAAUGAACAAUCGCUAUUGGAGUUGAUUUGUCACAUACUUGACGAACCCACAUUUGCAUCGAACUUGGAGACAGAUAUAAGCACAUUGUUCUCAUUUAUUGAAAGAUUUGUGGGUACCCUGUUCGAGUCAAAUUCAUUACAGAUUUUCCAGAAAAUCUGGCUUGCUCAUACUGCUCAAAUCAAUGAUGAGAAACAUUGGAGCUACGUUAGCAAAGUUUUGGAGACUUUGCUGAGCAGCUUGAACAAGAAAGCCAAUUUACAUGGGGUUUUAUGCAAGGCAAUCUUCAGCACCGAGACUACUACUUAUAAAGGAAAAUUGCUUCCUUUACUCCAAGACUUGUUUUCCAAAUUAAUUAAAGAAAUCCUAGAAUCAUUGAAGAGAACCCCAAGCAGUGAACUUUUGAAUACACUCAAAGAGGUUUCCAUAUUUGACCGUGGCUGUAUUGCUAGAACUACAUUAAACAAGUUGGCUUCCCAAAUAUCAAAGGAGCUGGUAACUGAUGCUCUUAACUUGUUUUGCUUGCUUUGCAAUAUUGAGCAUGAACGGUUCGAACAAGCAUUACAUGUGUUAGCUGUUUACACAACUUUGGUUCCAAUGUCUAAUUCUGGAGAGUUAGACUCUGCAUUGUGUGCUUAUGGCACUUCACUUGUUACAAAUCCAGAUCAUUUCUUGGCUACUGUCAAGUAUGUUCUCUACUCUUUCAGCCAAGACCCUGAGCCUGAAAAUCGAUACAUUUACUUGAGAGCCUUAUCGUGUCUCUUAAACUCCAAUGAACCAGGAAACGAUAUAAUACGCCCAUUUGUGGCUAUCUUAUCCGCCGACGCAGAUUCCAUUGUUACAUGCGAGAGAAACUUGAAACUCAGUUUGCAGAUUUUGGCAAAGCAAUUAGCAAGUGUCAGAAUUGGACAAUACUCCUUCGAGUUGGUAGUUGCAUUUGUGACCAAGGUCUCUCACUCUUUGCUGCUGAACAGCUUUGAAGAUGUUGAUAGCAUUUACAAGACCUUAACUCAGAUUGCUUCAGCAUUACUUCUUUUUCAUCGAGUAAGAAUGUCUUCUCGUCACCAUCUCAUUACUGAUAUGUUCUGUGCUUUAAUGGAACCUUUGACACUUCUGGGAAACAAGCAUUUGGCGCAGUCUUCUAUGGCUGUCGAAUAUUAUACUCGUGUAGUCAGCAACCUUUGUGAGCCCAAAUUCAAGGCUCAGAGAACGGGCUCUCUGACCCUCAAUUCAGCUUCUGCAUCAGCAAAGAGAUCUUUGAGAAAACAUCUUCCAGUCAUUUUAUUGUCAUUCAUACAUUAUUCACUCAACUCAAGAUUUGGAGAUAAAACACUGGAAGAACUUCUUGCUUGCAUGAGUAUCGUCUUUGAUACAAUAUCUGAUUCUGAAUUACAAAUAGUGAAUGCGUCGUUGGAUCUUCCAGGAAAGCUGUACAUGAAGUUGAUAUACACCAGGUACAAGGAAAACUACAAGUGGAAGACCACUUAA